This is a messenger RNA of Arabidopsis arenosa, 1321 nucleotides long. NCBI's taxonomy places the organism in Eukaryota, Viridiplantae, Streptophyta, Magnoliopsida, Brassicales, Brassicaceae. The record is from the annotation of a GenBank genome assembly.
UUUUAAUUAGUUGAGACACACUAAACCCAGUCCCCGGUUCUCGUAACCAUGCCCAUCAAACCGGUUUUAACCACCCUUAUAGCUCUUUUAUCCAUUAUUCUUGCUCUCUACACGAUCCAAUUGCCAUCCUCUAGAUCUCUCUCUUCUAUAGCUACAAAUAUCAUAAACAAUUCCCAACCCGGAGCAUUAGUAAUACAUUCAACAUUCUUUGGACACCAACACCACCAUCAUCACCAUCACCAUCAUCAUCAUCACCACUAUGAACCAAUAAAAUGUUGUGAGAAAUGGACGUCAAGGCUUACACACCAAUACAAGACUUCUCUUGUGUUGACUGUUGAUUUGCAUGGUUGUGGUAACUUCACCAAUGUUCAAAGCGCCAUUGAUGCUGUCCCUGAUUUAAGCCCUUCCAAGACUCUCAUCAUCGUUAAUUCGGGUUCUUAUAGGGAAAAAGUUACGGUUAAUGAAAACAAGACGAACCUUGUUAUUCAAGGAAGAGGAUAUCAAAACACUUCCAUCGAAUGGAACGACACAGCGAAAUCCGCAGGAAACACUGCUGAUAGCUUCUCCUUUGUAGUGUUUGCAUCUAACUUCACAGCUUACAACAUCAGUUUCAAGAAUAAUGCGCCAGAACCAGAUCCUGGUGAAGCUGAUGCACAAGCAGUAGCUCUAAGGAUUGAAGGAGACCAAGCUGCCUUUUAUGGUUGUGGAUUCUACGGGGCUCAAGACACGCUUCUAGAUGAUAAAGGAAGACAUUUUUUCAAAGAUUGCUUCAUUCAAGGGUCCAUAGAUUUUAUAUUUGGCAAUGGAAGAUCACUCUACAAGGAUUGUACAAUUAAUUCAAUAGCAAAGGGGAAUACAUCCGGAGUUACCGGAUCUAUCACAGCUCAAGGAAGACAAUCAGAAGAUGAACAGACAGGAUUCUCUUUUGUGAAUUGUAAGAUCAAUGGCAGCGGGGAAAUAUUGCUUGGAAGAGCUUGGGGAGCCUAUGCUACUGUCGUGUUCUCAAACACUUACAUGUCUGGAAUCAUCACUCCAGAAGGAUGGAAUAACUGGGGAGACCCGGCCAAAGAAAAGACGGUGACUUUUGGAGAGCAUAAAUGCUAUGGACCGGGAGCAGAUUACAAAGAGAGAGUUGUGUUUGGGAAACAACUCACGGAUUCAGAAGCAUCUUCUUUCAUAGAUAUUUCUUUUAUAGAUGGUGAUGAAUGGCUCCGUCACACUAACAUAGUCUCCGAGCUUACAUCUAAAGACAUUAGAGACGAUCUUAUCGGAUUUUACUAACGUAUAUAAGGAUACACAUGAAUAAAAAAAAACAUUCUGA